Molecule: messenger RNA, 1337 nt
Organism: Siniperca chuatsi (mandarin fish)
Lineage: Eukaryota; Metazoa; Chordata; Actinopteri; Centrarchiformes; Sinipercidae
Gene: tspan37
Product: tetraspanin 37
Exons: 7
Coding region: 207-950 (247 amino acids)
Cellular component (GO): membrane
Source: RefSeq, a predicted model, not a curated record
GGGAAGUUGGUCUUUGGCCAUCGCGGAAGGAAAGUUUAAUGAGUUACAGCGCUAUAAAAAUUCACGUGCCUCCAACACUCAUUUAAUAAAACAGAUUUAAUUUUCUUUACGCAAAGGCUUCAUGGUUCAGUUAUGAUUGCGCCAUCUUCGCAUUAGCGCAUCUGCAGGUUGCGUCCAUUACUGCGCGCUCGUUGGCAAGUCUGAAAAUGACUGAUCAGAGAAGAAACGCUUUAAAAACAAUACUUCAGUUGAUGUGUCAACUUCUAUGGGUAGUGGGGUUGGUGGUGGGCCUGAGUGGAGUCUACCUGCUGAUGAAAUACAGACAGAGUAGCUUAUUUUUUUCUCACACCUACAUCACUCUGCCAGCUGUCCUCGCUCUCGCCAGCGCUGUGUUCCUAUUGGCCAGCGGGUGCCUCGGCACCUGGCUGAGCCUCAGGGAUUCCACUUUUCUGCAGGGACUGUUUGUUUAUCUGCUAGUUUUGGUCUUUUGUCUGGAAAGUACGGCUUCAGCGUUGGCUUAUUUUCACUAUACGAAGCUGGAUUCAGAGAUAGCUCCCCUCAGUGGAGUGUUUCAGAAAUACACAGGCAGCAGCCAGGACCCCAACUCUCAAACUGUGGAUGCUACACAAGAGGAGUUGCAGUGUUGUGGUGUCCAUGACUACAGAGACUGGUUGGAAACCUCUUGGUUUGACCGUACAGGAGGACUCUUGGUUCCUCACAGCUGCUGCAACUCUACUUUUCCCUCCUGCAAUGGCACUGUGGACCAGCCAUGGCAGCUUUAUGUGCAGGGCUGCCAGAUGAAGGUGGAGAUGUCCUUACAGUUUGUGCUGGGUUUUAUCAUCUGGGGCUUCCCACUGGUUUUUGUGGUGGAGGUUGUUUUGUUUCUGACGGUGGCACAACUGAUGAAGGACCAACCAUUGAUGGAAUAUCAAGUACUGGACAAAAACUAACGACAGAUAAGACAGAUAGGACAGCAUUGCACAGAUAUUAUAAUACUACAUAGUAUGUCAUAUUGUGUAAAUGUUCAUCAAAUUAUUAUUGGGACUGUUGUUAGAAUAAUUAUUCCUGAGCUGCAGGCACUCUCACUACUGCAGAUUAAUGCAGGUUUACUUCAGUACACUACAAGACAUCUAACAUUAAAGUUGUGAAAGAUAUUUGGUGCAAUGCAGUUACUAUUGUUAAUUAUUGGUAUUUCUGACACCCAAUAGAUUACGAUGGUUCACAGAAAGUUGUUUCUUACUUUAAAUAUACUGUUGCACCAUUCAGUCUAUUUAUGUGUAGACUCAACAAUGUUGUAUGAUAUUGCUGAGUGGUAAUAAAAGGGCAAACAAUUCUUA